AUGGCUACACCUACGCGAGUUGUUUCCGUUCAGCGGCUCAGCCAAGGGCCCGGGAAUCUGUCUUUGGCCGAAUGGUGGAAACAGGAGCGUAAUCAGCAAACGCCUGAAUCCAAGGCCAUCGAGGAAGCCGCGGAACUGCUGCGCUCGAGUGAUCUCCCUGUCGCCUUUCCCACCGAGACAGUCUACGGGCUGGGUGCCGAUGCCACGCGCAGUGGUUCGGUCCAGGGCAUCUACCGUGCGAAACAGCGACCCUCGGACAACCCGCUGAUCAUCCACGUCGAUUCCCUGGAGAUGCUGGAUCGACUGCUCAAUCCCAGCGUUCAAAGUCCCCACUCCACCAAGACACCACCCAUCACGGUCCCCGCAAUCUACAAGUCUCUGAUCGACCGAUUCUGGCCCGGCGCACUCACAAUAAUUCUACCAAACCCCUCCGGCUCCGAACUAGCGCCCGAAGUCACUUCAAAGCUGACCACGUUCGGCGUGCGCAUGCCCUCUUCUCCCCUGGCGCGUCUUCUCAUCCACGCGACUGACCGUCCCCUCGCCGCACCCUCCGCCAACGCAUCCACCAAGCCAUCCCCGACAACCGCACAGCAUGUAUACCACGAUCUCCACGGCCGCAUCGACCUGAUCCUCGACGGCGGCGCCUCAGGCGUCGGCGUCGAGAGCACCGUAGUCGACGGACUAUGCGACCCACCCGCCAUCCUCCGACCCGGAGGCAUCGGCAUCGACGAGAUCCGCCAAUGCGCAGGCUGGGAAAACGUCACAGUCGCCUACAAAGACGGCUCGCUAGACGUGAAAGAAAUCCCCCGCGCCCCCGGCAUGAAAUACCGCCACUACUCCCCGAAAGCGCGAGUUGUUCUUUUCGAACCCACAUCCAGUCCUGCCGGGGUUGUCAAGCAUGUGCAGAAAGAUCUUCAUGAUUCUGCCAUUGGCGCUCACAACAUUGGUAUGAUCCGUACGCGCAACUGGAAACUGGGUCUGGAACUCGCUCCGGAAGCUGAGAUUGCCAAUUCGAUCAAGCCGAUUGAUGCUCCGAUUGAGGACCUCAUUAGCUUCCCGAUUCCUGUUCAGGAGACUGGUAAUCCGAGUGCGCGCACUAAAAUGGCCUAUGAUGUUUAUAUCGGGCCGGACACUGCUUCUAUUGCGCAUGGUCUCUUUGCUGCGCUUCGUGCGCUGGAUGAUCUGGACGUCGAUGUGAUUUAUGUCGAGGGCGUUCCGGAUAGUGAGGGAGAUCUUGCUGCGGCUGUUAUGAACCGGCUUCGAAAGGCGGCUGGGGCUGAACUGCGAGCUUAG
Molecule: messenger RNA, 1293 nt
Organism: Penicillium olsonii
Lineage: Eukaryota; Fungi; Ascomycota; Eurotiomycetes; Eurotiales; Aspergillaceae
Source: the annotation of a GenBank genome assembly